GUAAAAUUAAAAAGAUUGAUCAACUUUACUAUAAUUGAAAACGAACUUUCUUCUUCAUAGCCUUAUCUCCUUGUUCUGCACAGCAAAACUAAAAGCCUACAAAGAAGUGAGAAACAAAGGGCGCAUUCGAAUGAUUCCACCACUUCUGCGCACGUUAGCAAAAGGCUCCGUUAUCCUUAUUGGUGGAUCCAUAUCUAUCUCUGCACUCACCACUUCAAUCCUUCGCCGUAAAUCCUUAAUUAACAAGGAAAAGUUCGGGAAGUUUUGUGGGUGUUGUAGAGGAAAGGGAUUUUACAUAUGUAAGCUGUGCAAGGGAAACGAUACAAUAAGAUGGUCUCCGCUGUAUGAUCCUGUGUUUAUAAAUCCAUGUGUUUGCCCUACUUGCGAUGGUCACAAGGUGCAACGAUGUCUCAAUUGUUUGGGAGAUGGACGGGUGGUGUAAUUAAGAGUAAAAGGUGUUCGUUGAAAUGCACUCUACCUGUUCGAUAUAAAGACCAUGCCAACAUUUGUUUCCAAAAGCAGAAGCAAUUUUAUCUUUUAAACAUGUGGGAUUCUUUUAACAAAAAGUUUUUUUUUCCUUGCCAUCAUCGGCCUAUACAACGAAGCUGGGGAAUCAGCAGCCGGACAUUUCUGCCGCUAAUUCCUGAACUUGAGCACAGACGCGGAUGCAAGAUUUAAAUUUAGUGGAUUCAACUUUUAAGGAAGGGGAGUCUUGGCGUAACUGAUUAAAUUGCUGCCAUGUGACCAGAAGAUCACGAGUUCAAGCCGUGGAAACAACUUCUUGCAAAUGCAAGGUAAGGCUGCGUAUAAUAGACACUUGAGGUCCGGCCCUUCCCCGGACCCUGCGCAUAGCGGGAGCUUAGUGCACUCAUUGAGAUUUUUAGCAUUGUACUCAUUGUACUAUUAAAAUUAUAGGUUCAAAUCUAAUACAUGUUGCUAUUUUA
Molecule: messenger RNA, 944 nt
Organism: Nicotiana attenuata
Lineage: Eukaryota; Viridiplantae; Streptophyta; Magnoliopsida; Solanales; Solanaceae
Exons: 3
Coding region: 131-442 (103 amino acids)
Source: RefSeq, a predicted model, not a curated record